AUGUCCUUUGCCGAAGCAAAAGUUCUUUCGAUAACGCCACUGUCCAACGACGAGUCGCGAUGGGUGUCUCUGCAUCGCAUCGCAUACAAGGACCCCAAAGGCACCGAGCGAGUCUGGGAAUCUGCUGAAAGACGCACUCGUCCCGCCGGCGCAGACAUCGAUGGCGUUGGCAUCGUCGCCAUCCUAGACAAGCCCACGGGCAAGGAGAUUAUCCUGCAGAAGCAGUACCGACCACCCGUCGACAAGGUCGUGAUCGAGGUCCCGGCUGGCCUGAUCGAUGCGGGCGAAACCCCCGAGCAGGCUGCCGUGCGCGAGCUCAAGGAGGAGACGGGAUAUGUCGGCGUCGUGUCCGAGACGACGCCCAUCAUGUACAACGACCCGGGCUUUUGCAACACGAACCUGCGCAUGGUGCACGUCACCAUCGACAUGUCAUUGCCGGAGAACCAAGACCUGAAGCCAGAGCUGGAAGAAAACGAGUUCAUCGAAGUCUUCACCGUGCCGUUGGCGAGCUUAUGGGAGGAGUGCAAGAAGCUGGAGGCCGAGGGCUAUGCGAUUGACGCGCGAGUCGGCACAUUCGCUGAGGGCAUCCUGCUGGCACAGAGAUUAAAGCUAUGA
This is a messenger RNA of Trichoderma virens Gv29-8, 615 nucleotides long. RefSeq lists its product as uncharacterized. Gene Ontology annotation, molecular function: ADP-ribose diphosphatase activity. Gene Ontology annotation, biological process: ribose phosphate metabolic process; nucleoside phosphate metabolic process. NCBI's taxonomy places the organism in Eukaryota, Fungi, Ascomycota, Sordariomycetes, Hypocreales, Hypocreaceae. Gene Ontology annotation, cellular component: nucleus; cytosol. The coding region runs from base 1 to 615 and encodes 204 amino acids. The record is from RefSeq and is a predicted model, not a curated record. The transcript has 3 exons.